CACCUUGAUGUGUUUCUGGCCCUGGUGCAGAGAAACGAACAGGCCUUGCUUCCCGGACAGCUCUGGGGUUUGCCUGGAGCUGGGACCGCGCGUUUGGCUGACAGCCGUGCGAGAUCAGGAAAAGGCUCUUCCUGCCCCCCCGCCCCACUGCCCCCCAUAAAUAGCCCGGGAGCCGCCGAGCGCCGCACACCGAGCCGGGAUCCUGUGCUGCACGCCCCGGGGCGCUCCGCCAGCACCAUGUUCUCCAGCCGCGUGGAGGGAGCCCGCAGGGGACGGUCCUUCGACUCCAUGAACGCCAGCUUCGAGGAGAACCAGCUGAACGAGUUAAAUAAGUCGAACUACACAAUGAUUGAAGAUAAUAAAGAGAACAAAGACAAUUCAACUGGAAGAGGUAGAGCAGCUGUCAUUUUUUCCUUAAAGAAUGAAGUUGGAGGACUUGUAAAAGCACUAAAACUCUUUCAGGAGAAACAUGUGAAUCUGAUGCACAUUGAGUCCCGAAAGUCAAGGCGAAGAAAUUCAGAGUUUGAGAUCUUUGUGGACUGCGAUAGCAAUGUGGAACAACUGAAUGAGAUCUUCCAUCUGCUGAAAUCCCACGUCAAUAUUGUAUCUGAGAACCCCACAGAUAAUAUCACUAUGCAGGAGGAUGACAUGGAGAAUAUUCCCUGGUUUCCUAAGAAGAUCUCAGAUUUGGAUAAAUGUGCGAACCGUGUUUUGAUGUAUGGAUCUGAAUUGGAUGCCGACCAUCCAGGUUUCAAAGACAAUGUCUACCGUAAGAGGCGCAAGUAUUUUGCCGACCUAGCUAUGAACUACAAACAUGGUGACCCAAUCCCCAAGAUUGAAUUCACCGAGGAGGAGAUCAAGACUUGGCGCACUGUAUUCCGAGAGCUCAACAAGCUCUAUCCAACUCAUGCCUGCAGAGAGUACCUUAAAAACUUACCCUUACUCACCAAAUACUGUGGAUACAGAGAAGACAACAUCCCCCAGCUGGAAGAUAUAUCACGCUUCCUGAAAGAGCGCACGGGUUUCACCGUCCGCCCAGUUGCUGGAUAUUUGUCACCCAGAGAUUUCUUGGCAGGCUUAGCAUUCAGAGUUUUUCACUGCACUCAGUAUAUUAGGCACAGCUCGGAACCUCUCUACACCCCAGAGCCUGACACCUGUCACGAGCUCCUGGGUCAUGUUCCGCUGUUGGCUGAACCCAGUUUUGCUCAGUUCUCCCAGGAGAUUGGUCUGGCAUCACUUGGGGCAUCAGAUGAGGCUGUUCAAAAACUGGCAACAUGCUACUUCUUCACUGUGGAGUUUGGUUUGUGUAAGCAAGAGGGACAGCUAAGAGUCUAUGGGGCUGGUUUACUUUCUUCCAUCAGUGAGCUCAAGCAUGCUCUUUCUGGCAAUGCCAAAGUCAAGCCCUUCGAUCCAAAGGUGACCUGCAAGCAAGAAUGCAUCAUCACAACUUUCCAGGAUGUCUACUUUGUUUCUGAAAGUUUUGAAGAAGCAAAGGAAAAGAUGAGAGAGUUUGCAAAAACAAUCAAGCGCCCAUUUGGAGUAAAGUACAACCCUUACACACAAAGCAUGCAGAUCCUAAAAGACACCAAGAGCAUCGCCAGCAUGGUGAAUGAGCUGCGUCAUGACCUGGAUAUCAUCAAUGAUGCCCUCAACAAAAUGGGCAAGGAACUGGGCAUCUAACAUGGCCAAUAAUCAUCAGCACUUUGCACUCAUCAUCUCUGUUGAUUUUUCCUGUUCUAGGCCUGAAGAUACCUGUUAGGUGCUAUACAUAGAAACCUCCUUUCUAAUAAGAGAAGAAUGAAUGACUAGUGGAGAUAGUUACUUUAAAGUUAAUGUUUCUCUACUUAACACACUUUGACCUUGCAAAAUGUUUGUGACCCCUCUAAAUUCUCCCCUGCCCCAAACCAAUCAGGAAAUAAAUGGGGUGCAUUCAUCCUUGAGAAAUCAUCACACUGGAUCAGAACAGUGGUCUAGUCUAGUAUCCUGACAGUAGCCAGGGCCAGCUGCAUCAGAGGAAGGUGCAGGAAACUCUGUGGUAGACAGCAAUUAGAUAAUUUACCCCAGGGAAAAUUUUCCUCAUAAUUCCCAACACUAUGAAGUUGGUUUAUGACAAAUCCUGGCUUAGGGCCUUCAGUACCUCAAAGUUCACUAGGAGAAAGUUGCCUUCCCCCCAGUUGGAGGAGCAUACUGAUCUGGGAAAUGAUGUGACUGGGAGAUGUACUGAUUCUGAAUAUUCCUAUCCAGUGGUUGCCUCUCUUUGCAACAUAAAGCUGCUGAAUGCAAUCCUGACUCCACUGAAGUCAAGGGGAACUUUGUUAUUGACUUUAAUGGGGACAAGAUUUCACCUACUUGUCCCUGGAGUAGCAUUUGAGGGUGGGCAAUAUGGGUAACAUCACGUGCCCUCUGCCGUAUGGAACGAAUCCUUCCAAGAUCACAGCAAGCCUUGCUAGUACAGGGAGCUGCAGUUUAUACCUCUCUACGCCAGCUGUGGAGAACAUAGACCAAUGUCUAAAAACAUUUUGAAAUGGCAUUUCAGUAUCCACCAUAGUAUCAUUACAAAGGUGAGGAAGCCCAGUUCUUUCAAAUAGCCAUUGUCUAAUAUGAGUUUACAUGGAAAAUAAAAGUCCCCCUGAUUAUUCAUUCUCAUCAUUGAUCUUUCAAAACGUGAAGUGAUACAUCCCAGUUCUCUUCUGUAGGGCCUGCUCCUGAGGGACACUGAACAGCUUCCCAUUGAGGCCAAUGGGACUUAAGGGAUCUGUUUGUGGCAAGAUGAAUCCCUAAGUCUUUGUAGCUCAUAGUUAUGUUCAAAUAUACUGUAAUGAAAAAGAAAUCUGUUAUCUUCUGAAUAGCAUUCUGCUGAUGUGGAAAGCAAAGUCAUGUUGAAUUGGUAACAUUAAACAGUAGUGAGCUCUCCAGUUUUGUGAGCAUUCAAGCACUGAUGUCAAAGGCAAAACUCCCAUUGAUUUAAAUGCAACUAGAAUUUCAUCCUUGGAUUCCUAAGAACAGAGAGUAAGUAAGGUUUAAAUAUCAUGAAUGGUCCUACUGGCCCUCUGCACAGUGGUGAAUUUUAUCCCAAUAGACUAUAAGGGCCAUAUACAUAAUGAACAGCCUAAAAUAUUCUGUAUUAAGAGAGACCCAAUUUUUGGAUUUUUUCCUUUUUAAAAUGAAAUUUGGAGGGUUAAUACUCUUUUUACUAGCAUGAGAUUACUCCUAUAAUUUUUUUCUUUUACAUUUAGGACAGUCAGACUAUAUAUUUUUAUAAAAAUUAGCUUUGCAUCUUAAAAUAGUCUUUGGGAACUUCAUGUUUUUAACGAAGAAUCUAUUCAGUUUAAAUAAGUGAUUAAUGUGGAUUGAUUUUGUUUGCUUGUGUAGUAAUGGUUAGAGCUAAGUUUUUUUUUAAGUAUAGGAUUUUUAAAAUUUCAGAUAAUAAGCAGAAGAUGUGAUAAGCGGUACUUCAAAUCUUAAAUCUGUAUUGUGUAAAAUUUCAAUAGAAAACAUUGGACCUAUUAAUGUCUGCUUAGUACCUAGAUUUAAUAAUUCUGGUGUUAUUCUGUGAAGAGGAAAUUCUGUCUAUAUUAUAUGGUACAAAUAUAGGAAACAAAAUGUUAAGAGUAAAAUAUUAAAGUGAUGUUUUUUCAGAGAAUAACAUAAUUUAUAUUUGGUUUUUAUCAUGCCAAACCUGCUGACUAUGUAAAACAUUAAUAUAGACAGUUUAAUGAUGAUAAAAUGAAAACUACUGAAUUGUUAAGAUGAAAAUCAAUGUAUAACCAAAAACUACUAACUCUACAGCCUAGCAAUAAACAUGUUUA
Molecule: messenger RNA, 3809 nt
Organism: Pelodiscus sinensis (Chinese soft-shelled turtle)
Lineage: Eukaryota; Metazoa; Chordata; Testudines; Trionychidae
Source: RefSeq, a predicted model, not a curated record